Rotaria sp. Silwood2 is the source of this 957-nucleotide messenger RNA. NCBI's taxonomy places the organism in Eukaryota, Metazoa, Rotifera, Eurotatoria, Philodinida, Philodinidae. The record is from the annotation of a GenBank genome assembly.
AUGGUAAAAUCAUUCGCCGGUAGAUCAAUGAAGAAAGCAGUAGAGGAAACUGUAGCUGCUGAAAAUGGUACAGAAUUAAUGGUUAGUGGAGAUGGAUUCUGGCAGACUCGAGGUUUUCAAAGCAGACAUGGUGCGGCUGCUCUUUUAUCUUGUAACACAACAUCAAAAGUACUGGAUAUAGAAACAUGCAAAACAAGUCCGAAGGUUGUUGCAUCAGAUCGCCGAGACAUCAACGUAAGAUCACAAAUAGCUGGUCAUUUAUGUGGUAUCAGACAUGCUGGAUUGGUGAAAUUAAUGGGUGCUAUGAAUUUACCGAGUCCCAUUCAAGAUGAAAGAUAUUCCAAAUGGGAUAGAGAUUUACUAAUUAUGGUAAAAUCAUUCACCGAAAGAUCAAUGAAGAAAGCAAUAGAGGAAACUGUAGCUGCUGAAAAUGGUACAGAAUUAAUGGUUAGUGGAGAUGGAUUCUGGCAGACUCGAGAUUUCCAAAGCAGACAUGGUGCAGCUGCUCUUAUAUCUUGUAAUGCAACACCAAAAGUACUGGAUAUAGAAACAUGCAGUAAAACAUGCAAUACUUGCAUGGGUGCACUGUCUAUUAAAAAAUCCGAUCCAGCUAAAUAUGAUAAAAUUAUUAAAUCGCAUCGAUGUGAAAAAAAUUAUGAAAAAAGCUCCGGAACAAUGGAAUCUGCUGCUAUUCUUAUUAUGUUCAAACGAUCAGUUUCAAAAUAUGGAGUUUACUAUACUAAGUACGUUGGUGAUGGUGAUUCAAAAACUUUUCCAGUGCUUUCAAAAAUCGUACCUUAUCCAGGAAAAGAAAUAAAAAAAAUCGAAGACUUGAAUCAUUUUAGCAAAAGAAUGAAACGAGCAUUAGAAACAAUAAAACGUCAACAUGGAAGAAAAAAAUUAUCUGAUGGUAAAACAAUUGGUGGUAAAAAUCGUCUAUCUGGUGAGUCUUUCUAA